Molecule: messenger RNA, 468 nt
Organism: Adineta ricciae
Lineage: Eukaryota; Metazoa; Rotifera; Eurotatoria; Adinetida; Adinetidae
Source: the annotation of a GenBank genome assembly
AUGAUUUUUCAACAGAAUCAAACAUAUUCAACAGGUGUUGGUUCACAUCCAAUUUCAGUAAUAACUAAUGAUUUUAAUAAUGAUAAUUAUCUUGAUAUUGUUAUUGCUGAUAAUGUUUAUUUUCUUUCAAUUAUAUUUUAUGGAAACGGAAAUGGUUUAUUUAUUUUAAAAUCAUCUUUGUUGGCCGAAUCAUCAUCUUUACCAAUUACUUUGAAUGCCUAUGAUUUCAAUGAUGAUAUUAUUGUCUCUUAUACGAAUGCAACUUACAUUGGUUUGUAUUUUGGAUAUAAAAACGAUUCAUUUUCACAAUCAAUGAAAUUUUUAACUGAAAAAAAGAUUUUUUCAUUGAUUGCAUUUAGAGAUUUAGAUAAAUUUAAUUUUCUAGAUAUGAUUGUUGGAAGUGUAUUUUCUUAUUCAAUUGAAAUCUUUUAUGAAAAUUCCAAUGAAAUAUUUUUCAUUAAUGAUUGA